This is a messenger RNA of Gracilinanus agilis (Agile Gracile Mouse Opossum), 1853 nucleotides long. RefSeq names its product 5-aminoimidazole-4-carboxamide ribonucleotide formyltransferase/IMP cyclohydrolase (gene ATIC). Gene Ontology annotation, molecular function: IMP cyclohydrolase activity; phosphoribosylaminoimidazolecarboxamide formyltransferase activity. Gene Ontology annotation, cellular component: cytosol. The record is from RefSeq and is a predicted model, not a curated record. Lineage: Eukaryota; Metazoa; Chordata; Mammalia; Didelphimorphia; Didelphidae. The coding region runs from base 75 to 1853 and encodes 592 amino acids. Gene Ontology annotation, biological process: 'de novo' IMP biosynthetic process. The transcript has 16 exons.
CCAGCUUCUCCGGGCCCUUAAUAGAGCGCGCGCGCCACCCGCUCGAAGAGCCCUCAGACUGCGCUUCCUCCAGCAUGGCUUCCCGCCAGCUCGCCUUGCUUAGUGUCUCUGACAAAACAGGAUUGUUGGACUUUGCCAAAAAUCUGAAUUCAGUUGGUUUAACACUGGUUGCUUCUGGAGGGACUGCAAAAGCUCUCAGAGAUGCUGGUCUCACAGUCAGAGAUGUUUCUGAACUGACAGGAUUCCCAGAAAUGUUAGGAGGACGUGUGAAAACACUGCAUCCUGCAGUACAUGCUGGAAUCUUGGCACGCAACUCUCCAGAAGAUCAAGCUGACAUGGCCAGACUUGAUUUCAGUCUUAUAAGAAUUGUUGUUUGUAAUCUGUAUCCCUUUGUGAAGACCGUGGCUUCUCCAAAUGUAACUGUUGAGGAAGCUGUUGAACAAAUUGAUAUUGGUGGAGUAACCUUACUCAGAGCUGCUGCAAAAAAUCAUGCUCGAGUGACAGUAGUGUGUGAACCAGGAGAUUAUGAAGUGGUGUAUACCGAAAUGCUAAAUUCUGAUACUAAAGAUACUACUAUGGAGACUAGACGGCAGCUAGCAUUAAAGGCCUUUACUCAUACUGCUCAGUAUGAUCAAGCAAUAUCAGAUUAUUUCAGAAAGGAAUAUAGUAAAGGAAUAUCUCAGAUUCCUUUAAGAUAUGGAAUGAACCCUCACCAAAAACCUGCACAGUUAUAUACAGUGAAGCCCAAACUUCCUCUUACAGUUCUGAAUGGAUCCCCUGGGUUUAUAAACCUGUGCGAUGCCUUGAAUGCCUGGCAACUGGUAAAAGAACUCAAGGAAGCUUUAGGUAUUUCAGCAGCUACCUCCUUCAAGCAUGUCAGUCCAGCAGGUGCUGCUGUUGGAGUUCCACUUAGUGAGGAAGAGGCUAAAGUUUGCAUGGUUCAUGAUCUCUACAAGAGCCUUACUCCUUUGUCAACUGCAUAUGCAAGAGCAAGAGGAGCUGACAGAAUGUCAUCAUUUGGUGAUUUUAUUGCUGUAUCUGAUGUUUGUGAUGUCACUACUGCUAAAAUUAUCUCCAGAGAGGUAUCUGAUGGUAUUAUUGCACCUGGAUAUGAAGAAGAAGCCUUGAAGAUUCUUUCUAAAAAGAAGAAUGGAAGUUACUGUGUACUUCAGAUGGACCCAUGUUACAAACCAGAAGAGGAUGAAAUUCGUACUCUUUUUGGAUUACAUCUAAGUCAGAAGAGGAAUAAUGGUGUUAUUGACAAGUCCUUAUUUAACAAUAUUGUUACAAAGCAUAAAGAUUUGCCUGAAUCUGCUAUCAGGGAUCUCAUCGUAGCUACUAUUGCUGUCAAAUACACCCAGUCCAAUUCAGUGUGCUAUGCUAAGAAUGGUCAGGUAAUUGGUAUUGGAGCAGGUCAGCAAUCCCGAAUACAUUGUACACGGCUUGCAGGAGAUAAGGCAAAUAAUUGGUGGCUUAGACAUCAUCCUCGAGUGCUUUCAAUGAAAUUUAAAGCUGGAGUAAAGAGAGCAGAAAUCUCUAAUGCAAUUGAUCAGUAUGUGACUGGCACGAUUGGUGAGGAUGAAGAUUUGGCCAAAUGGGAAGCAAUGUUUGAGGAAGUUCCUAAACUGUUAACUGAUACAGAAAAGAAGGAAUGGAUUGAUACAUUGAAACAAGUGGCUAUCAGUUCUGAUGCAUUUUUCCCUUUUAGGGAUAAUGUAGACAGAGCUAAGAGAAGUGGUGUAGAGUUUAUUGUGGCCCCCUCAGGUUCAACUGCUGACCAGAUUGUGAUUGAGGCUUGUGAUGAGCUUGGAAUUACACUCAUUCAUACGAAUCUUCGACUAUUUCAUCAUUGA